UGCCCUAAUUUAGCUAACAUAUAAAAAGAAACCCUCCACAGAGACCCAUCCUUUUCACCGCAACCUGAGAACUCGCAGCUGCAAUUUCUCUAAGGCUGAGAAGAUCAGAAUUAUUUGAAGGAAAAUGUCUUCAGGAGAAGCCGCUUGUACCUAUGCUUGCUUGAUCCUUCACGAUGAUGGCAUCCCUAUCACUGCGGAGAAAAUUUCGACACUAGUUAAAGCCGCUAAUGUGAAAGUCGAAUCAUACUGGCCAAGCCUUUUUGCUAAGCUCUGUGAGAAAAGGAACAUUGAGGACCUUAUCAUGAACGUUGGAGCUGGUGGUGCUGCUGCUGCAGUAGCAGUUGCUGCCCCUACUGGUGGCGCUGGUGCUGGUGCUGGUGCUGCUGCCGCAGCCGCCCCGGCUGCUGAGGAGAAAAAUGAGGAGCCCAAGGAGGAGAGUGACGAAGAUAUGGGCUUCGGUUUGUUUGAUUAGAAGGAGCUCUUUUAAGUACGCUUGUAGCUUUUCCUGCAAACGUUAGUGUCUGCAUUGUUAAGUCAUUCUAGUGGUUUUGCUUUAUGUUUUGAAAGAUUAUUAUGUUCAUGAAAUGGUGGGUUGUCCGAAUCUCUUGAGAUAUUGAGCAGCAAUUUAAUUUUGUCUAUUGAUGUUUGUUAAGUUUUGUUGUUUUA
Molecule: messenger RNA, 666 nt
Organism: Olea europaea var. sylvestris
Lineage: Eukaryota; Viridiplantae; Streptophyta; Magnoliopsida; Lamiales; Oleaceae
Product: 60S acidic ribosomal protein P1-like
Exons: 4
Coding region: 125-472 (115 amino acids)
Biological process (GO): cytoplasmic translation; translational elongation
Cellular component (GO): cytosolic large ribosomal subunit; ribosome
Molecular function (GO): protein kinase activator activity; structural constituent of ribosome; ribonucleoprotein complex binding
Source: RefSeq, a predicted model, not a curated record